CCUCACUUCUUUCAGGCUAUAAAAUUUCCCUAAUUCUUCUGUAAUAUUUACGCUUUGUAGAGUUUGAAUCUUUUUCAAUUUACUUUUCUUCCCUUUUAGACAUUUCUCUUUACGACGAGAUUUUACCCUAAACUUUCACUCUAACUAUCGCUUCUUGCAAAAAAUUCUCUGGAUGUGACUUUCAAGAGAAAAGGCGGGGACGAUCCAAACAAGCUUUAAAUAACUUUUGCAUGUUUUUUUCGAUAAGACAUUAACAACAAUAAUUAUACUAGCAUGUUGUAAAUAAUUAUUGCUAGUUUGCGCAUGAAACUGAGGGAGCGAAAUUGUUAAAUCGCGCUUGCUGCCGCAACAGACAAGACAAAUAGUUUGGUUAACCGUCUCAAUAAAACCCGGGAAUUAGAGCCACGCUUUUUAAUCUCUGUUUACACCUACUUUGUAUUCCUCGGUGGAACACAAGUUAAAAAUUGAUAAUCAAUUUGAAAUGACUGCACUUGUGGAAAUUUUAACGUAGAUAUUGUGUGCGGUAUUUCACGUCCAUGUUUGCUAAAAGACAUUUGGUAUUCAUCCCUCGAGAUCAUGCCUCCCAACAAAAUGUAAUUUUUUCAUCCCGGCAACGUGAAGAGCAUGCUAUCGGAUGGGUAAUUUGGUUAUUUUACGUUUCGUUUAUUGCCGCUUUAUUGACUUCGUAUUUAAUUAUUUGCGGCAUAAAAGUGCAUUGGAAAAUCUCGUUCAAGGAAUCUACGAAGAAAUCUGAUCGUUAUGCGCAUUGCGUGAUUCACGCACAUUAUUUGUUUUUUCUUCUCAGAAUAAUAUUAGGUUUAAUCCUUUAAAAGGAUGGCUGUUCAUGCAACUGAACCAUAAAGGAAGUUUCAGAAAUGUCAUAUUCUAAUCGCUGCUUGCUGAUUAGCCAAAUCAAAUUAUAAUAUUAAUCUGCAUUUACUCCCAAAACGCGCCCCUGCUGAGGUCAACCAAAUCGAUGGUUUCAUCACAAAGGAAACAACAUUUCUCACCUCAAUAUUCUAUAUUGUGGCACAAUCGAUCUUAACAUCAAAUACACUUGCAUCCGAGCUUGUACAUACAAUAUUGGCUUAAAUAGAGUGUACUUUACAAUGAAUGUUUUAUGCCUGUAAUCAUUGUAAAGUAUGCGUUACUGUUAUAUUCAAAUUGUGUUUGACUAAAUUUUUAUUUAAGAUGCGGCGUGUUUAUACAAUAAGGAACCAGAGAGAAUGAUAAAAACACCAUUAUGGCUGCUCCUCCAGAUCUCUCCCAUAAAGAACGAGCGGGAUUUGGUCGUUCUGUUCCUUUUAACAUUUCGGGACAUAACGGCCUUGAAACAGCCUAUCGAGACGGACGAUACCAAAGGAGGUUUAUCCAAGUUUGCGAAAUUGGCUCGUUCUGUGACCCGGAGUCGGUCCGUUUUAGUGUCUCAGUUUUCCUCCCAUCUCCCCAACUUGAAAGACACCACGAAGCAGUCACACCUGGCACAAAUGAUGAGUUUGAGUGCAGAUAUAAUGCCGCAGUAUCGUCAGGAAGCCCCCAAGACUCCGCCCCACAUCUUGCUCCAUUACUGCGCUUUCAAGGCCAUCUGGGACUGGAUCAUCCUGUGUCUAACGUUCUACACGGCCAUCAUGGUCCCUUAUAACGUGGCUUUUAAGAACAAAACUUCCGAAGAUGUGUCUCUGCUCGUUGUGGAUUCCAUCGUUGAUGUGAUAUUCUUCAUCGAUAUUGUUUUGAACUUUCAUACGACUUUUGUUGGACCUGGCGGGGAAGUCGUUUCCGAUCCUAAAGUUAUCAGGAUGAACUACUUAAAGAGUUGGUUCAUCAUCGAUUUGUUGAGCUGUCUGCCUUACGAUGUUUUCAACGCCUUUGAUCACGACGAGGACGGCAUUGGCAGCCUCUUCAGCGCGCUGAAAGUGGUGAGAUUGUUACGACUGGGUCGUGUCGUCCGCAAACUGGAUCGCUACUUGGAAUACGGGGCUGCGAUGCUCAUCCUGCUUUUGUGCUUUUAUAUGUUGGUGGCACAUUGGCUGGCUUGCAUAUGGUACUCCAUCGGCCGUUCGGACGCCGAUAAUGGUGUCCAGUACAGCUGGCUUUGGAAAUUGGCGAACAUAACGCAAAGUCCUUAUUCGUACGUGUGGCCGAACGACACCAAUACGCCAGAACUAAUAAAUGGCCCCUCGAGGAAGACGAUGUAUGUGACGGCGUUGUAUUUCACCAUGACUUGCAUGACCUCGGUGGGAUUCGGGAACGUGGCUGCGGAGACGGACAACGAGCGGAUUUUCACUAUUUGCAUGAUGAUUAUAGCUGCACUUCUGUAUGCAACAAUCUUCGGGCACGUGACGACAAUAAUUCAGCAGAUGACUUCAGCCACGGCUAAAUACCACGACAUGCUGAACAACGUAAGGGAGUUCAUGAAGCUCCACGAAGUCCCUAAAGCCUUGUCAGAACGAGUAAUGGAUUACGUCGUUUCGACAUGGGCUAUGACCAAAGGGCUCGAUCAAGACAAGGUCUUGAAUUUUUGUCCUAAGGACAUGAAGGCUGAUAUUUGCGUCCAUUUAAAUCGAAAAGUGUUCAACGAGCAUCCAGCUUUUCGUCUGGCUUCGGAUGGAUGUCUCCGUGCGUUAGCAAUGCAUUUCACCAUGUCUCAUUCGGCUCCCGGUGACCUUCUUUAUCACACUGGAGAGUCCAUCGAUUCACUUUGUUUCAUUGUCACCGGAUCACUUGAAGUGAUACAAGACGACGAAGUAGUAGCAAUUUUAGGCAAGGGAGACGUUUUCGGCGACUCCUUUUGGAAAGAUAACGCUGUAGGACAGUCCGCGGCAAAUGUGCGUGCUUUAACAUACUGUGAUUUACAUACGAUAAAAAGGGACAAGCUUUUAGAAGUGUUGGACUUUUAUCAAGCUUUCGCAAAUAGCUUCGCUAGAAAUCUAAUCCUAACUUACAACCUAAGGCAUCGUCUGAUAUUCCGAAAAGUCGCCGAUGUCAAAAGAGAGAAAGAACUGGCAGAACGGAGAAAAAACGAGCCGCAAUUAGACCAAAACCAGGAUCAUCUCGUCCGCAAAAUUUUCUCCAAAUUUAGAAGAGACAGGAGCCAGCAACAAUCAACAGCAAAUUCUCAACACUCCUCCGACGUUGAAAAAGGCGAAGAAUCAGGCGAUAAAGCAAUGACACGCGUCAUGUCAACAACAAAAUUAUCAUCAGUGGCGGAGAAGGACGACAGCAGUGGUGGCGGCGUCAAAACAACAGUUGCCAGACCUGCAGCUGGUCGGACAAGUAAGUGGGGUCGUCUCCUGGGUUCGGCAAGUCUCGACUCAGGAUCGGAAAGUUCAACCCCAGCCCAGCAAGCAUUCACUAGGAGUCUUAGCGCUAAGGACACGAUGAAAGAGCGACCAAGCUCCUCAUCUUCGGGUAGUUCAGGGAGUCAACCAACUCCAGGUUCCGGGAACAAAGUUUUCCCAAAGUUGCAGAAAGUUUCAACAAACUCAUCACCCGGAAUCACCCGACAGGACACAAUCGAGGAAAUGGUCGAAGUCGAGCCGCAACACCACUCCCGGAAUUUAUCUCUGAGGAAGAUGCAGAGCUACGAUUGUGGUCUAAGGGACCCUUCGACGGCCUCCAUGUACCAAACGCCGCUGCCAGACCCUAUAGCGCCUCCCGAAUACAAGGAAUUGAUGACAAACUUAAUGGACUUUAAAGUUGAUGUUAAAUUGGAAAUCCAGAGACUCAACCAGAAGAUGAACCGGAUGGAAGAGUUGCUGACGGAGCUAGUGAAGCGGAUAAGUCCCGAAAGUGGUUCAAGCUCACCUCAGGGCGACUCUGAGCCCAAACCAAAGUCUUCCAGUGCCGGCUCAGGACCGGAAAGACCCACCGAACUCUUGCCGCGACCAAGUACGUCCGAAGGAACCGGUUUAGGGCCUAUUAUUUUACGCAAGAGACGAUCGAAGAGUCGGAUCAAAGGCACGGCGCCUCAGAUCCCCACCCCCAGUAGCGGGAAGGUUACUUCGCCCGAAAGUUCAGCAACGAGUCCAACUGAAACAACUAAAAUGCUGGAUGAGCCAGUGCUCACGCCGUCCUCUCGCAAACCUAAGGACUUUCUUUAGCGAAUUUUAGCGAUUUUUAUAGGAUAGUUUCGCCUGCCACUAAGAGUAGAUUUCGUUUCGGGGCUGACAGAUUCUAUUGUACAAAUCAAAUUGAUCACAUUUCAUCUAGCUUCAUCUUUUGAGCAUGUUUUAUUAUGUAAAUAACGGGAACUUAAACAUAGCUUAGAUUACUACAAAAACGGCCAUAAUCACACGUCUGUCAUUAAAUUAAUGAUUAGCAUUACAUGGGUUUUUUGGCCACACUUGCCUUGUGCUCUAUAACUAAGAGCUUUUAUAGUAGUUUGUAAAACUCACGCUACUAGCGCUCUAUAUUUAUAAACACCAAAAGUAAUAUUGCAAAAGUUAAGAGAAGUUUAAACUUGUUUUCAAUGGGGAAAGAAAUAUUUAACCGAAUUUUAAACUUCUCGACUAUAGGAUUGUAAAUUAUACAAGAUAUAAAUUUAAGAAGUUUACCUCCAUAUUGUACAGAAUUUUGCCGGCAACUGGUCUGUUAAGUUUAGAAAUAUAAUUAUUACAGGUUUUAUUGUUAAAACUAAUUGUAUUGUUGAUAUUUUACAACGAAAGUAUUAGUUAUUUUAUAGCUUUACGUUGUUGCUGGUAAAAUAUAUCAUAGCAAUAUUCUACUCCUACUCAUUUCUAAACAGAGUUUCAUUACAGAAAUGGAACUCUAAAUAAGCAAAAUGUACAUUUCUAUAUUCAAUUAGCGGUAUUCAAAUGUCCAGCUAAUCUAAAGCGAUUUGUUACGUUUUUGUUUUCUACAUUUAUUGUUAUUGAUUUUAAUAUAUCAAGCGAAGCACUUGAGGUGCUUCUGCAAAUACAUUUCAAUGGAAACCUAUUAUUUCCUCCAAAAUCAAAAUAUAAAAUAAAAGAAAGCACUAAUUUUGCUCAUGCGUGUUAUUGUUAUUACCAUUCUCAUUUCAAAUCGUUUUUUGCUUUCGGACGUAUCGCAGCGGGAACAUAUUUAUUAUAAUAAAUUUUUAUUGUACUGUUGAAGCAAUAAAGACAAUUAAAAAUA
Molecule: messenger RNA, 5115 nt
Organism: Tribolium castaneum (red flour beetle)
Lineage: Eukaryota; Metazoa; Arthropoda; Insecta; Coleoptera; Tenebrionidae
Gene: eag
Product: ether a go-go
Exons: 8
Coding region: 1227-4100 (957 amino acids)
Biological process (GO): regulation of membrane potential; potassium ion transmembrane transport
Cellular component (GO): plasma membrane
Molecular function (GO): voltage-gated potassium channel activity
Source: RefSeq, a predicted model, not a curated record